Molecule: messenger RNA, 774 nt
Organism: Lasiodiplodia theobromae
Lineage: Eukaryota; Fungi; Ascomycota; Dothideomycetes; Botryosphaeriales; Botryosphaeriaceae
Product: PRP38 domain-containing protein
Exons: 1
Coding region: 1-774 (257 amino acids)
Cellular component (GO): precatalytic spliceosome
Source: RefSeq, a predicted model, not a curated record
AUGGCGACCCACCAAGCGGACGCCAAAGCGCUCCUCGACGACCGCGGCUACAGCGGCGCGCUGAUUCGCGGCCAGAACCCGGCGCUGCUGUUCGAAAAAGCCGUGCGAGACCGCAUCACCGAGUCGUACUACUGGAAGGAGCAGUGCUUCGGCCUGAACGCGGCGACGCUGUGCGACCGCGCUGCCGAGCUCACCUUCGUCGGCGGCACGUACGGCGGCCUCGGCAAACCGACCCCGUUCCUGUGCCUGGCCUUCAAGCUGCUGCAGCUCGUGCCCGAGAAGGAGAUCAUACUGGCGUAUCUGAACUGGCCGGAGGAUGAGGAGAGAGGGGAAGGCGAGGGCGAGGACGAUGAGGGGAGGGCACCUGGCGUGAAGGGCGAUUUCAAGUAUCUGAGGGCGCUGGCGGCCUUCUAUAUCCGGUUGGCGUGGGAGCCGGUGGAGAUUUAUCAGACGUUGGAACCAUUGUUGGCGGAUUAUAGAAAAUUGAAGAGGAGGAUGAGGGAUGGGUUUACCCUGACUUACAUGGACCAGUUUGUGGAUGAUCUGUUGAUGAAGGAUCGGGUUUGCGCGACGAGUCUGUGGAAGCUGCCGCCGAGGACGCUGCUGGAGGAUCUAGAUCUGCUGGAUCCGAGAGAGAGCCCGCUGGGUGACGAGGUCGAUCAACUGGAUGAGGAUGAAGACAUGGAAAACGGAGGGCACAGGAGCGAGAGAGAAGAGAGCGGCGAGAUUGAAGAGCGGAGCCGCAGAGACAGCAGAUCCUCAGCCGACGACUGA